CAUCCAUAGACAAUCAACAAACUGAAAAUGAAAAUGUCCGUCGUAAAAAAUCUAAUUUGAUUUUGCUUGUGAAGUUAUUGUAAAUGUAAUUGUAGCAUGAGAUGUGAAGUAUCUUUAUCGCAUAAAAUCACAUAUAAGCUUCACUAUUAUUAAAAUGAUUGUCCAAGAACCCAUACAGGUAAUUGUUUGGGAUUGUCUCAAUAAUUAUGAAUACGACAAUGCUAUAUUUCUGGCUGAGCGAUUACAUGCCGAAGUGGCAUCAGAAGAAACUGCAUAUUUGUUGGGAACUUGUUAUUAUAGAGCUGGUCGAGUAAAUGAGGCUCAUCAUUUGCUACAGAACACAUCACUGUCCCUACCACAAUCUCGGUUCCUGCUAGCCAAAUGUUCAAUAGACUUAAAAUCGUACAAAGAUGCGGAAGUGGCUUUAGGAUCAAAUUUAGACAUUGUUGCUUCAGAGUUCGGAGAACAAGCACCAUAUGCUUUACAACUUCUCGCCAAAGUUUACAAUAUCACUGAAAGGAGGAGUAAAGCAGCUGAAGCGCACAGAAAAUCAUUAUCAUUGAAUCCUUUUAUGUGGAAAUCAUUUGCACAAUUAUGUAAUAUGGGAGAGAAAGUAGAUCCAAACCAAGUAUUCCAGAUGAACACUGAAUUUUCAUUUGGUGUAACAACAUUAGUAAAUCUAGUCAGCAACUCGGAAAAUAUUUCCUUUGUUAAUACUAACAUUCCUAAUAAUACCAAUUUGAAUUCUAACGUCACGCCAAAUAAUGUAGCCACUCGGACGCCUAUGACAAUGUCCACAAGUAUUACUCCAGAGACUCAGGCUCCUAUGAAGCGAAUGCACAGUGUUUUCAGUGGGAUAGCUCCUGUGCCAUUUUCACCAUCUUUUGGCAUGUUACCGAUGGAAGAAUCUCCCAUACUGUACACUCCGACACUCACUGAUUCUAAUGAACAGAAAGCCAUCCCCAAAAUAGUUAAUUCUUUAAGGGCACAGAUGGGUCAACUGAAAGAUGCAGUGUUUAGCCCAACUCCUCGGUGUACACUAGGACCAGCGCCUCGACGAUCAUCUAGGUUAUUUAGUAAUAACAAUAGCAGUUAUUCCGUAAAAGAAAACAAUAAAUCUCCAAGCAGAAAAUUUGUAGCUCCUAAAAGUCCAUCAAGAAAGAAUAAACAGCGAACUGCAAAAAAUAUGAAAACCAAUCCAGUUGAAACAAAUGACAGAAAUAAAAGCAUGGAAACAGUUACACCUAUGACACCAAAGAAUUCCAAUGGUGUAGCAUUAUUAAGCUUAUUGAAGGAACUAGGCGAAGCUUACAAAUCAUUAGCUGGCUUAGAUUGUAAAAAUGCUAUUAAGUUAUUUCAAGAUGUUCCAUCUAAACAACUGGUUUCACCAUGGGUGCAAACAAUGAUAGCUCGUGCUCACUAUGAACUAGCUCAAUAUGAGGCUGCAGCAAAGAUUUUUGCAGACAUUCGUAAACAAUAUCCUUGCCGCACAGAGGGUAUGGAUAUCUAUAGUACCUGUUUAUGGCAUCUCCAAAGAGAAGCUCAGUUGUCAGCUUUAUCGCAAGAACUAGUAGAGUUGAACAGAACUGAUCCAAUUGCUUGGCUAGCCGCUGGCAAUUGCUUUUCCCUCCACAAAGAAAGAGAAACAGCUCUAAAGUUUUUCAAAAGAGCUGUACAGAUAGAUCCCGAUGCAUCAUACGCUCAUGCACUUUUAGGACAUGAAUAUGCUGUAGCAGAAGAGACUGACAAAGCACUAGCAAGCUUUAGAACGGCUGUCAGUAUUGACCCUCGUAAUUAUGUUGCUUGGUUUGGUAUUGCAACAGUUUAUGCACGUCAAGAACGUUGGAAACAAUCGGAAGUGCAUAUUCGUCGCGCGCUCACCAUCCAUCCUCAUUCUGGGGUACUGAGGUGUCAGUUGGGGCUCGCACAAGCAGCUUUAGACAAAACAGAUCGAGCCCUCGCUACUCUCGAAAGAGCCGUCGCUUUAGACACUGAGAAUCCUUUAUGUCGUUUCCACAGAGCUUCAGUUCUUCUACGAGCCGGAAGACCUCAAGAAGCCCUAACAGAUCUACAUUAUCUCAAAGAUAUAGCUCCAAGGGAGUCAUUAGUAUAUUAUUUACUUGGAAAAGUUCAUAAUAAAUUAGGCAAUACCCAUUUGGCCCUGAUGCACUUCAGCUGGGCGACAGAUUUAGAUCCUAAAGGCACUGGAGGACAUAUAAAAGAAGGUUUCGAUCCAUCUAAACAAGAAGACCCGUCAGAGAGAUCAUCAUAAAUUAAUUGACGAAUGUUAAAGGAUUUCAAGCUGGCCUACUGUGUUGUUGGCAGUGCAGUGACAUUUGACUGAUCCCUUGUAAAUAUCGCGUUCACCUAUCGAUCUCAAUAUUGACACCAAAUUCUUCCAAAUAAAUAGCUUUAUGAGGUACGAUAGGUGCGUGGUGGCAUUUAGUCGCUGUAGUAAAUAAGAGCGUUGUGGAAAUGUUUAUAUAGUGUAAGAUGUGGAUAUUCCUAAUAUUAUCCUAGAUAUUAUAAAUCUUGUAUAGAUAUAAUAACACAGAAUGGUAAAUAGGAUUUUUAAAGAGAAGCUUUGAAAAUCUGAAGACGCAGGGCCUUGAUCUCAUUGGGAAGUUCUGGAUUGAAUAUUCAUUUUAAUAUAAAUAAUUUGACGUUGAAAAAUAUAUUGUAAUUGCCAUAGUAAACUUCGUGAUAUCUCACUGUAAUGUUUGAAAUCUUGGUUUGUAGUAUUGUCACCUUAAUAAGCAAUUUUUGUGCUUCUAAUAUAUCUAUACUAAUAUUAAAGAGGAAAGAUUUUAUUGUUUAUUGGUUUAUUUGCAUUGAUUACCUUCCGAUUACUAUUGUACCUAUUUCAAAAAUUCUUCACCUACGGGAAGCUACAUCAUAUGGGGAUGAAAUUGGGUAUAAUUUAUGCAGACACAGCUAGUAAUAAGUAAACUAAAUAUGUACAUAAAAUUAAAUUAUAUGUAAAAAUGUAUGGGUCAGUAUAAAAUAACAUACGCAUUAUGUAACCUCGAACUCCUUGAAGUUAAUAAGGUAUCGAAAGAGAUUGCUUAUUAUGGUGGCAUUAAUUAUCAUUUUGUACAAAAAUGUAUAGUAAGUUUGCAGAAAUUGGUACGGCAUGUUCGUUUGAGCACCGCUGGCGGUAUUACCUUAUCAGUUGAUCCAAAUCAUGUUAGUGUUCUAUUUAUUGUUAUUUUUUUAUAAACAUAGAAAAUUACGACCCUUUUAAUCAAUUUAAUGCAUGUAGACAUAUUUAAUUGUUAAAAAGUGACGAAACAAAUAUCCUCUGCUUUAAAUGUUAGAUGAUUCAGAAACUCGUAAUGAUAACCAAUUUUGUGACAUAAUAUAGAUGCAGGUGUUUUAUUAAUAAAUAGUUGAAAAUUAAUUUUGUGUAAUUAAGCAAUAACAAAAAUUAUCUAUAAAGCACUUUAUCAUUACACAUCAAUGAACUGCUCGCUCUGUGGACAGACUCGUUUAGACCACCUCUAAUUAUAUAUAUAUAUAUGUAUGAACUUAUUAAAUAAAACUGAU
Diatraea saccharalis (sugarcane borer) is the source of this 3546-nucleotide messenger RNA. The record is from the annotation of a GenBank genome assembly. NCBI's taxonomy places the organism in Eukaryota, Metazoa, Arthropoda, Insecta, Lepidoptera, Crambidae.